AUGUCAGAGCUGAAGUCGCCUGAGGCGAAGCGAGUUCCCCACUCAGAUGACUCACACUCGGAGGGUAGCGAGGAUGAAACAGACUGGAUUGUAACAGACAAAGAGCCCGAGCCUGCGCUGAAAGCAGACCUAGACGCUGCUCGAGCUUUGUUUGGUGAAGGGUCUGUGAGGAGCACGCAGUUGUGCCCCAAGACGUAUUGGGUGAGACUCUAUGUGCCAGUGAAAUGUACUGCCCUGUCCUCCACAGUUUGCACUGCCUGGAGUUUGAAGCUAGAAAUACCCAUUUGCGUGGAUCUUUGCCUGCCGGGGACUGGAUAUGAUUUCGGAGUUGUUGAGCCUUCCAUGCUGAAGCAGAUUAGGCAGGAGGGUUUUGAUGAAUUUGGGCUUGAGAAGCAGCUCAUGCAGAUCUUGACAGAUUUCUGUCGAGUUUGCAAAAGCUGUGCCUGGGAGAGCUUUAGCUCUGUUGACAACACUACCAUGGAUGAAGACACCCCGGAAAAGCUGUGCCGUCGAUUUGAGUUGAAGAAGCAGUCUCUCAUGCUUCAAGCUCUUGCUGACAAGCAUAUGGGAUUUCUCUGCUGUCUUGGACGAUACUUGCAGCUGCGCCUGCCUACUCUCCACGAGUAUUGCGCCAUUUGCGACUCAGCGUUCAGUCUGCCCCCGAUGAUGAUGCGCUCUGUGUGCCCGCGCGAACUCUGUACCUACCAGUUCGGCGAGUUUGGCAGUAAGAUUACAUCUGCUGAAGGAAUGAAUAAUCACGCGGAAGUUGUCGACUUGCUUGUAUGCAUGCUUCUGGCAGCUGCGACAUCUCCUCGACGACAUUUGAUUCUGGAUCCUUAUCCGAACGUGUAUUUGGGAGAGCAGCUGCGAGUGGUUCUGCAUCCAGAGAGCAAAGAUUUUGGCACACUGGAAACAUAUGUGCAUGAGCUGCAAAGUGUCCGCAAAAGUGUGGGAAACCAGCUUGGUGCAUCCUGGUCGGCCAAGACGUCGUCAAUGUCUGCAGAGGCCGCAGCCCUUCUGAAGUGGACUGUUGCAUCAAACAGAUCCUUCUUGGCGCCUUUGCAGGACAACGAGCGCAUCGAAGCUUUCAGGACACCAUUCCAAUACCUUCUCGUCUCGGCACCUCCAGACAAGGAAGCACGGUUCCAGGAAUUGAAGAAGCAGUUUGGCACCUCCUUCGCAUUUCAUGGCAGCUCGUCUGAGAAUUGGCAUUCAAUUCUGCGGAAUGGUCUCAAGAAUGCCUCCAAUACCAAGCUGAUGACCUGUGGAGCUGCCCAUGGCCCUGGCAUUUACCUAUCCACUGCAAGCGCAACCUCGCUUGGCUACACCCGGCAUGAGCAGAAGGUGGGUGGAGAUGCGGUGGCACUCAAGCGACAAAAAACCGGUAAUCGCUUUGUCGAAAACCAGCGUGGCCUUGUCAUGAUGGCGGUGUGCGAGGUGAUUCAGGACCCGACCAGAUUACGCAAACCAGCUUCGCAGAUAUGGGUCGCCGGCGUCGAAGAGCUGGUUUGCACGAGAUUCUUCUUGGUGUUUACCGAGGCGGAGCACUUCGGCAUGAAUGUCUGCACUCUGAAGCUCGACAAGGAAAUACGCGCACUUGUGGAGAAAAGCCGAUAUGCGGGUUGA
This is a messenger RNA of Symbiodinium pilosum, 1626 nucleotides long. NCBI's taxonomy places the organism in Eukaryota, Dinophyceae, Suessiales, Symbiodiniaceae. The record is from the annotation of a GenBank genome assembly.